Messenger RNA from Venturia canescens, 3744 nucleotides. Its product is annotated as protein PALS1-like. Gene Ontology annotation, cellular component: adherens junction; plasma membrane. Lineage: Eukaryota; Metazoa; Arthropoda; Insecta; Hymenoptera; Ichneumonidae. The transcript has 17 exons. Gene Ontology annotation, biological process: morphogenesis of an epithelial sheet; generation of neurons; protein localization to plasma membrane. Gene Ontology annotation, molecular function: protein binding. The record is from RefSeq and is a predicted model, not a curated record. Bases 56 to 3304 code for a protein of 1082 amino acids.
AGGAAGAAAAUUCGUGAUAUAAAACUACACGGAGGAUAACAAAAAUAUUGUAAAAAUGGUCGACCUCGGAGGAUACAUCAUCAUUCUGAUGAACGACAAUGGCAAAAUCAAACUUUACGGCUCUUCAGCGGACAACGCAGAUAAUCCGGAGGUUGGAGAUGAAAUACUCGAGGUCAACGGUCGUACUCUGGAGAACGCAACCGACGCUGAAGUCAGCCAGUACAUACACCAGUGCAUCAAAUCGGGCACGAUAAGUCUUCAGGUGACGAGAAGAACAGGCAACAAAAUGAAAGAACUGGAUGGACCGAACGCCGAUCGGAUAAGAGACGCCUGGGUCAUAGCACUCGAGAGGGGAGCCAGGGAACGACUACAAAAAUUGCCUGCCCUCCGGAAAAUCCAACCGAGAGAUAUUCAGGCGAUUCUACAUCAGCAGAUUACCGAUGGUUCAGCAUCAACGAGUGCCCGCGAAACGCCCAAGAAGGACGUAACCAACAGUCACAUAACGGUCACUUUAGCAGAUCCGACGAAUCGGAACGUUCCACCAAAAUUGAGCAACGGAACAGUGCUGAAAGGUGUUGGUAAAGAGGACGAAGAUUCCAAGGAUCGUAAGGAUUUGGAGAAGCAGCGAAGUUGUCCCGAAGAAACGAAUUUACUCCAACCUGUACCGGGUGGAAGAAUCGGCGAACGUCGAGCCAGCAGUCCGUUCCAAAAUGGACGUACCGAAGUGCUGAUCGGCGAGCCAGAGGGCGCUCCACGGUCACCGAGAGGAUCAACUUCUUCGGCAACGAACGAUGUCAAUCUCCUGAUUCCACCUGGGGAUUCGGAUUAUCCGGAAUCCAUUUACAAGUCACGAAGACGAAGUAAUAGUGGCGUUGGUGACAUUCACCUGCAGCCGUCACAGCUGCAGGAGAACAAUAACGGUGUCUCGAGGGAAAUCGUCAAGGGAGGUGGGGUUGAUUCUCGUGACACUCGAGUCGAUAUUACGAGUGGGCCAAAUGAGAUGUGGGCACCGGGGUCAUCCCCGGGUCACAAUCGGGAGCUCCCCGUCGACGUGCCCGACAGUCUUCUACAGCAGGCAUACGCAAACAAGCAGUCGGGACUCAACGGUGUCAAACCUGCGAUACCGCCGAGAGAUCAAAAAAGGGCACCGGCAAGGCCACCCAAGGACAGUAUCACACUGUCAACGAGAAACAACAAUAUCGAGCAAACGGACAAUGCAAACACUCCGGAACCUACGCAGCAACAGCUGCACUCCAUCAGAAAGUAUCAGGAACAAUUACGAAAACGAAAAGAGGAAGAUGAGAAACAAGAAUAUCUCAACCGUUCGAUGCGUGACUCGAAAAAAUUGCAGGCACUCGAAAGCCACACGACGACACUUUCUGGACAGGAAAAUCCUGCUUACGCACAAGACGAGGUGACGAGUACACCACGCUCGUCGCACGGGACGCCAGGACAAACGACACCUCGAGAGGUCGAAGAACCUCCCAAAGUUUUGACUUACGGAGAAGUCGUCGCGACUCUCGAGAGGCUGCAACUUCAGCUCCGAAAUCUUUCCGGUGCCCUGGGCAUCUCAGGGCCCGGAGUUGAGGCCGAGCUCGAGGCGGUUAGAACGCUUUUGGUACAAAGGAGGUUCGCAACCGCCCUUGCGACUCAUCAAGCUCUCAAGACUCGUCUAAGAACUGGAAAAGUUCUUAAACAUCACGAUGACGAUGCCUCCAAUCUUGCUAGAGACUGCGUUGAGGUCCUGGAGGAGUGGCAAACGACGAGUAUCUGCAGCGGUGAGACGCGUGCGACGGUUGAGGAGUUAACGGGUUUAUUGACGAGUUACGAAAUGGAGGGGCUUUUAUUGGCCCACGAUUCGAUAAUAUCGUACGUCGAUGGUAUACAGAGGAAGACAAGUUCGUCAUCGUCGUCGCCGAGUCGUUCGCCAAGUCCGUCCUCGAGUUUACCAGGAACGAGGAAUACGGACAACAUUAAAAUCAUUAGAAUUGAAAAAACAAACGAGCCUCUCGGUGCUACUGUUAGAAACGAAGGCGACGCUGUUAUUAUCGGGCGAGUUGUUCGUGGCGGAGCUGCCGAUAAGUCAGGCCUCUUCCACGAGGGCGACGAAGUCCUAGAGGUCAACGGGGUCGAAAUGAGGGGCAAAAGCGUCAACGAAGUUUGCGAUAUUUUGGCCGGCAUGCAAGGCGGCUUAACCUUCCUUGUUUUACCGGCUUCCACUAAUCAACGGAAUAAUCUCACCAACAACAGACGCGAGGACAAUAAUCAGAUUCAACACGUUCGGGCUCACUUUGACUACGACCCUGAAGAAGAUCCUUAUAUUCCGUGUCGCGAAUUGGGCGUCAGCUUCCAGAAAGGAGACGUUCUCCACGUUAUAUCGCAAGAAGACUCGAACUGGUGGCAAGCUUAUCGGGAAGGCGAGGAGGACCACACUCUCGCUGGUCUCAUACCGAGCCGGGCUUUCCAACACCAACGAGAAUCUAUGAAGCAAACAUUCGCCGGUGGCAAAUCGACGAUACGGGGCUCUAAAAAGUCCAGCACGCUACUGUGCACCCGAAAAAAUCCAAAGAAGAAAAAAAAAGGGACGAAGUUUGGACUCAACUUCAACGACGAAGGGUACCCCCUUUAUGCCACGACGACGAUAGACGAUUACGACAGCGAGGAGGUUCUUACGUACGAAGAAGUGGCGCUCUAUUAUCCACGAGCUAAUCACAAAAGGCCGAUUGUUCUGAUUGGCCCACCGAAUAUUGGGAGGCACGAGCUUAGGCAACGACUGAUGCAGGAUAGCGAACGUUUCGCAGCUGCUAUUCCUCACACAAGCAGACCGAGAAAAGGGUCCGAGGUCGACGGCCAGGACUACCACUUCAUUUCCCGCUCGCAGUUCGAGUCGGACAUACUUGGACGUAAAUUCGUGGAGCACGGUGAAUACGAGAAAGCGUAUUACGGGACCUCGGUCGAGGCGAUACGUUCGGUCGUGAAUUCCGGCAAGAUUUGCGUCCUCAAUUUACACCCGCAGAGCUUAAAGAUUCUACGGAGCUCCGACCUCAAGCCCUACGUUGUUUUCGUCGCUCCACCGAGUCUCGAAAAAUUACGUCAAAAAAGGAUAAAGAACAAUGAGAGCUUCAAGGAAGAAGAGCUCAAAGACAUAAUCGAAAAAGCCCGGGAAAUGGAGGACAAGUACGGCCAUCUUUUCGACAUGAUAAUACUCAAUAACGAUACCGAUCGCGCGUACAAUCAACUACUCGGUGAGAUUAAUUCCCUCGAGAGAGAACCCCAAUGGGUGCCUGCGUCGUGGGUUCAGUGACGACCGAAUUCCGGUACAACGGUCAUUUAUGAGACUGUUUUUAAACUCGAUAUCGUACCGGAACGUGAAAACCGAUCACCCAAUCAAAAUACCAACCUCCUGCUCGAUAAUAAGAAUCGAUUUAACUCGAUUCCCAAUAACGAGCUCGAUGACAAGUUCAAUGGUGCUGUGCCACUCGACGAGCCCCCUGAAAAUCAUCUCAACGAUCCACACACUUUGAAUACCCUCAAUAAUCAUCCUUACAAUGAUUACAUCAAAAUUCCUUUUAAUAAUAUCAACGAUAAAUUCGUUGGGAACGAGGAAAAUCGUGAAUUUCCAUUUAUCAUCGCGUGCCAAAAUGAUGAAAUAUAAAUAUUUAUUAUAUUCUGAAUAAUUAUCUUCACUUUAUUCGCUUUAACGAAAUAUCAAUUGAUUAAUAAAUAUGGAAAGUUUAUUCAUAA